CUUCAUGAUUGGUGGUCUGGCUGUCAUCCUCCCGAUGGGCAAGCUCUACGCCAUCUACAAUCCGAAAUGGGUCUACAUCGUUUCGUUCAUCAUUUUCCUGGCUGCAUCUGCCCUUUGCGGCGCAGCCCCCACGAUGGAGGCUGAAAUCGUAGGCCGUGUCUUUGCCGGCGCCGGCGGCAACGGCAUCUACUACGGACUGCUGGCGCUGCUGUCGAUGCACACCACAACCAAGGAGCGUCCGCAGUAUCUCAGCUACACUGGCCUCGUCUGGGGUCUCGGCACCGUGCUCGGCCCCGUCGUCGGCGGUGGUUUCGCCCUCUACGACUGGCGCUGGGGCUUCUACAUCAACUUGCUCUUUGGUGCCAUCCUCCUGCCCGCCUACCUCUGGGCGAUCCCCUCCACCGCCGCCAUGCCCGACAAGACGCAGUGGCAAAAGCUUGUCAUGCUCGACUGGCCGGGCAUCGUUCUCAGCGUCGGCGCCAUGGUGACCCUCGUCAUUGCCAUCAACUUUGGCGGCGUCGACUGGGCUUGGGGCAGCGGCGCCAGCAUUGCGCUCUUCGUCGUCUCGGGCGUCCUCUGGAUCGCCUUCGGCGUCCAGCAGACUUUCUGCAUCUUUACCGACAAGGAGAAGCGCCUCUUCCCCUCCCACCUGCUUCGGCAGAGGAUGCCAGUACUUCUGUUUGUCGCCUGCGCCUCGGUCGCUUCCGUCGCCUACACCUCAGUCUACUACAUCCCGCUCUAUUUCCAGUUCACCCGGGGCGACUCGGCCAUUUACACCGCUGUCCGGCUGCUGCCGUACAUCUGCGUUCUCAUCACCGCCAUGCCCCUUAGCGGUUGGUAUCUCUCCAACUACGGAUGGUACAAGCCGCUCUAUAUCGGCGGGAGCUCCAUCGCCCUCCUCACCUCCGCCCUCAUGGCUCACUACGUCGACCGCGAGACCGCUGUUGGCAUCUUCUACGUUAUCGAGCUAUUCCUGGGCGGCAGCACCGGCGCCUACACGCAGUCUUCCUUUGCCGUCAUCCAGUCUGCCGUUCCGCCCGCCGAAGCUGGGAAUGGUCUUGCCUUGAUGCUCAUCUCCCAGCUAGGAGGCAUGACCCUCGGUCUCUCUAUCAGCGGUGCCGUCUUCGUCAACACGGCUGUCCGGAACCUCGAAGCAGCCAUCGACCUUCCCCGCCAUGAGCUCACGCAGCUCGUUGCUGGCGCCUCGAACAACCUUCUCGAAACCUUGUCCCCCGCCAUGCGGAUCCAGAUCCUGGACAUCAUUGUCGAGUCGUGGCGGAAGGCUUUCAUCAUCAUUUACGCCGGGGCUGCGGCUAGUCUGGUGGCAGCCAUCUUUUUCCGGAACGGAAAAGCCAACGUUGUGGCUGCCGGCGGUCUGUAGGUUGGGGACUUUGUAAUAUACGAGAUCAUCAACCGCGCCGCUUUCCUUGCGCCGCGUCGCUCUGUCGGCCAUUUGAGGAAAGGAGUACGGCCGCGGCGGCUCUGGCUCUACAAGCAUAUCGCCGCGAACAUAGCGUAGCUACAUUUCUUCGUUUCGUCGCUGUACCCAAUAUCGUGUGAACGUAAAGAUAUAUUUAAUAUUUGGACGGGCUGUUAGACUGAAAUUUUCCUUGGGCAUGAAAGUGGUUUGGAUACCAGAUUGGGUAGAGUCUGAUAGACCGUUACAUAGACUCUGGCUAGGAUAACUUUAUUAACCGUCUGGUUCUGGUUUUUCUUUAGAAGACUUCAUC
Molecule: messenger RNA, 1730 nt
Organism: Thermothelomyces thermophilus ATCC 42464
Lineage: Eukaryota; Fungi; Ascomycota; Sordariomycetes; Sordariales; Chaetomiaceae
Exons: 4
Coding region: 35-1381 (448 amino acids)
Biological process (GO): transmembrane transport
Molecular function (GO): transmembrane transporter activity
Source: RefSeq, a predicted model, not a curated record